AUGGAGGGGGCCAAAGACCGUCUGAAGCAACUCGCGUCGCACUUCACCUCAGCGAACCCUGUCCCCGGACCUCCACCUAUCCAUCCUGGCGACAGCCACGAAUACCAUCACCGACACAACUUUCACACCCUCAGCCCCACAUGGUUUCUCUGGCGCGCGGCGCAAAUCGAGCCCGACGCGACGGCAAUAUACCACAAGACAGCAAACAACAAGAUCCUACGGCGCUCCUACGCUGAAGCUGCGGAUCGCGCACGAGGGCUGGCAUACUAUCUGAGGAAACACGGAUAUAAGAGAGUCGGUAUACUGUCGACAAAUACUCCAGCCUUUUUGGAGAGCACAUUCGGCAUCGCAGCGGCAGGAGGUGUCAAUGUCGCGAUCAAUUAUCGAUUGAAGCACGAUGACAUCAGCUACAUUUUCCAGCACUCGGAUGUUGAUAUGAUUAUUGCGGAUGCCGAGUUUGUGGGAUUAUUGGACGAGUACAAGAAAGAGAGACCAAGCAUACCGAUAUUGGUCGAUACUGAUACGGACGCGACCGAAGGCGAGCUCUCAGGCCCUUUCGACGAUGCAGUACUCGAAGGACUGAAGUACGAUAUCGAACAGGGCGGCAAAGGCUGGGCUGGUCUAGAGGCGCAGGCAAAGGACGAGGAGGAUGUCAUGGCACUUGCAUACACUAGUGGGACAACGGCACGACCAAAGGGAGUCGAAUAUACACAUCGCGGCGUCUACCUCGCUGCAAUGGGCAAUGUUAUUGAAUCCGGACUAAACUAUCACACAGGCCGUGCAAAGUAUCUUUGGACUCUUCCCAUGUUCCAUGCCACCGGUUGGACCUUCCCAUGGUCUGUAACUGCCGUGCGAGGAACACACUACUGCCUCCGCAAGAUUGAUUACCCAGAGAUCUGGCGCCUACUCAAGGAAGAAGGUAUCACGCAUUUCAACGCUGCGCCUACUGUCAACACCCUCCUUUGCGCGGCAAAAGAAGCAGAACGUUUACCUCAAUCAGUGAGAGUGACUGUAGCGGCAAGCCCACCAAGCGCCUGGCUUUUUGAACAGAUGUCAAAUCUGAACUUGAAUCCUGUACACGUCUAUGGCCUUACGGAAACCUACGGUCCAAUCACAAAAGGUUACCAUAUGCCUGAAUGGGAUAUACUUCCGGAGAAAGUCAAAUACGAUCGUAUGGCACGACAGGGUCAUGGUUUCAUCGUCGGCAAAGCGACGCGGGUCAUCAAGACAGAGCAGCCAGAGGGCGUUCUCAUCGACGUAGCAAGAAACGGUAAAGAGAUAGGCGAAGUCAUCUUCGAGGGCAACAUCUGCGCGAAAGGAUAUUACAAGGAUGCCGAGGCGACGCGUAAGUUGUGGGAAGGUGGCUGGUUGCAUACGGGCGAUUUGGCGGUUUGGCAUCCAGAUGGCGCAAUCCAAAUUCUGGAUCGGGCGAAGGACAUCAUUAUUAGUGGUGGUGAAAACAUAUCGAGUGUAGCUCUUGAAGCUAUGCUUUCUACUCACCCCUCCAUUCUCGAAGUCGGCGUGUGCGCCGUUCCUGAUUCGCACUGGGGCGAACGACCCAAGGCUUUCGUUACCACGAAGGACGGAACGAACAGCGAAACCUUGGGUCAAGAAGUGAUCCAAUGGGCUAAGGAGAAUAGUAAUAUCAGUCGAUUUAUGGUACCCAGAGAGGUUGUGGUUGUGAAAGAGCUGCCUAAGACGAGUACGGGUAAAAUUCAGAAGAACGUUCUUAGGGAGUGGGCGAAGAAGGGCAGUGUCGAGUAG
Molecule: messenger RNA, 1764 nt
Organism: Alternaria burnsii
Lineage: Eukaryota; Fungi; Ascomycota; Dothideomycetes; Pleosporales; Pleosporaceae
Product: long-chain-fatty-acid-ligase
Exons: 2
Coding region: 1-1764 (587 amino acids)
Source: RefSeq, a predicted model, not a curated record